This is a messenger RNA of Lachancea lanzarotensis, 1338 nucleotides long. RefSeq names its product LALA0S01e04808g1_1 (gene YTM1). Gene Ontology annotation, biological process: ribosome biogenesis. The record is from RefSeq and is a predicted model, not a curated record. Bases 1 to 1338 code for a protein of 445 amino acids. NCBI's taxonomy places the organism in Eukaryota, Fungi, Ascomycota, Saccharomycetes, Saccharomycetales, Saccharomycetaceae. Gene Ontology annotation, molecular function: protein binding. The transcript has a single exon. Gene Ontology annotation, cellular component: preribosome, large subunit precursor.
AUGGCUGAAGAGGCACAGGUAAAGGUCAGAUUCUUCACCAGAGAACAAGAUGAGAAUUUGAAGAUCGAAGAUACGACUCUUUUUGCACCAGUAUCGCUAAAAAGAUACGGUCUUUCCGAAAUCGUCAAUCAUCUGCUGAAACCAGAUUCGCCAGUGCCAUUCGACUUUUUGAUCGACGGCGAGCUUCUUCGUACCUCGCUGGAUGUCUAUUUGACCAAAAAAGGCUUGUCUUCGGAAUCGCUGCUCAACGUCGAAUAUACCAGGGCUGUGCUACCACCUUCGUAUCUGAAAAGUUUCAACAAUGACGAUUGGGUCAGCGCUUUGGAUGUGGGCAGUGCACGCAUCUUGAGUGGUUCCUACGACGGUAUAGUACGUACAUGGAAUCUCUCGGGAAAAAUCGAAAAGCAGUAUGCUGGCCAUUCCGGUGCCGUUCGUGCUGUAAGAUACAUAUCCGGCACCAGACUAGUUUCGGGCGCCAAUGACCGUACUCUACGUCUGUGGAAAUCCAAAAACGAUGAUCUGAAAAACAACCUUGAAGCGGACGAUGAAGAUGUGGAAGAAGGAAAAACUUUGGCCAUUCUGGAGGCUCACAAGGCCCCAGUUGUCACUUUGGAUGUCAGUAAUGACCGCAUUUUGUCCGGCUCGUAUGAUCACUCGCUUGCAUUCUGGUCCACAAAUCAUAAGGAAAUGACCGCACUCGACCCUAUGGAUGCUCUAGGAUCCUCGGUGUCGUCGGCCGCCAAAAAGAGAAGAAAGCUCGCACUCAAAGACGGUUCUGUGAGAAGGCGGUCGCCUCUUGCUCUUCUAGAGUCACAUACCGCUCCCGUGGAGGCUGUUCGUUUCGAUGCACAAGACAAUACGGUUGGUUAUUCUGUGUCUCAAGACCAUUCUAUCAAAACUUGGGACUUGGUCACAUCUCGUUGCAUUGAUACAAAACAUACAUCCUACUCACUUCUGUCUCUAGCACAACUGCCGCAGCUAAAUUUGUUGGCUUGUGGGUCAAGUGCCAGACAUAUCACGCUACAUGACCCCCGUGUGGGCUCUUCAGCCAAAAUCACUCAGCAGCAGCUCAAUGGCCAUAAGGGUUUUGUCGUCUCUCUUGAUACGUGCCCUGAAAAUGAAUACCUAUUGUGCUCUGGAUCCCACGACGGAACUGUGAAAGUUUGGGAUGUCCGUUCCACGUCGCCAAUGUACACUAUUACCAGGGAAGCCGAUGUUGUUAAAGGCAUCAACGAUAAAGUUUUUGACGUUAAAUGGGCCAAGGGCCUCGGAAUCAUCAGUGGUGGACAGGACAAAAAGAUUCAAAUCAAUAAAGGUGACGACAUCUUUAAGGCUUGA